This is a messenger RNA of Anopheles moucheti, 1530 nucleotides long. RefSeq names its product probable cytochrome P450 4d14. The record is from RefSeq and is a predicted model, not a curated record. Lineage: Eukaryota; Metazoa; Arthropoda; Insecta; Diptera; Culicidae. The coding region runs from base 1 to 1530 and encodes 509 amino acids. Gene Ontology annotation, molecular function: heme binding; monooxygenase activity; oxidoreductase activity, acting on paired donors, with incorporation or reduction of molecular oxygen. The transcript is spliced from 2 exons.
AUGGCGAUCAGUGUCCUACUAUUCCUUGCUCUGUUACUUUACGCGAUCCUGUACAUCACAUGGAAAGUGCUCCGGAACCGACGUCGUGCGGCGGCACUGCUGAAACAAUUGCCACACUUUCGGACACUACCCUCGGUUCCGCUGCUGGGCAGUGCGCACCUCUUUCUGCACACCACAUCCGACGGUGUACUGCGUGCGAUAGUCGACUGUCACAAGCGGUACGGGAAGAAUCUGGUCAUGCAGGAGCUUUGCAAUGAGUUCAAGCUGCUCACCAGCGAUCCGCGCGUCUUCGAACAGGUGAUACAGUCGAAAACGAUUGUCAAGUCAUCUUUCUAUCGCUUUUUGCAAUCGUGGAUUGGCAUUAGCAGUGUUCUGACUAGUGGAUCCCACUGGACUGCGCGGCGGAAAGUAAUCAAUCCGGGCUUCCACUUGAAGAUGCUGCAAGACUUUCUGGGCACUAUGAUCACUCAGACGGACGUAUUGAUGCUUAAGUUGGCCCCGCUGGCUGGUGGUCGGGACAUCGACAUAUACGAUCCAUUGCGGUAUUGUGCAAUGGACAUUAUCUGUGAGACGGCUAUGGGUGUACGGUUGGAGUGUCAGUCCAAGCCCAAGGUUCAAUUUGUCGAAGCAACUGAAACAAUGAUUGACUUGGUGUACAAACGGGUCUUCAAUCCGCUACUAACAAACGAUACGCUUUACGCAUGCACCAGUGCUGGGCGGCGCCACAAAGAUGCCUUACAGGUAAUCCACCAAUUUACGGAUUCCGUGAUUCGUGAGCGUGUGAAGCGGAUUCAGGAUGCUCCUGCCAGGGCGGCCCGGGACGAAGAGAAUCGUACGUGCAAGAUGACGUUUUUGGAUCUGCUGCUGGAAACCCGGCACGAUGGUGAGGAACCGUUGACCGAUAACGAUAUUCGCGGUGAAGUUGAUACGUUUAUGUUUGCCGGACAUGAAACUGUUUCGUCGUGCGUUAGCUUUGCCCUGUACCAUCUGUCCCGCAAUCCGGCCUGCCAGCAACGAUUGUACGAAGAAAUUGUGGCCACUUAUGGUACGGGUGAGGUUGGGUCUGUUAACUUGACGUACUCUUCACUGCUGGAUCUGAAGUACGCGGAGUUGGUCAUCAAGGAGACGCUACGGUUGAACCCUUCGGUACCGAUGAUUGGAAGGCUAUCGGCCGGCGAUAUGGUUAUCGAUGGUGUUACGAUACCGGCCGGUACGGAGGUGAUGCUCAACAUCUACGUCAUGCAGAAUGAUCCGGACUACUAUCCGGAUCCGGACCAGUUCCGACCGGAACGGUUUGUAGAAGAGCCUCAACCAUUCACCUAUCUACCGUUCAGUAUCGGCAUCAGAUCAUGCAUUGGACAACGGUUUGCCAUGCUGGAGAUGAAAACGAUGCUGGUUAAGCUGUUCUCUAGAUACCGGUUUCUACCCUGCGAGGAGGAAAAUGCAAUGCAGGUAAAGGCCGACCUCACACUCAAACCGUUCGGUGGGGCGUUCGUCAAAAUUGUGGAAAGAAACUCAUUAGUAGUUUAA